GGGAGGGAGGGCAGGAGGAAGGUGGUGGGGAGACUUGGCUUGCUUGCUUGCUUUGCAGGGCAGGGGCCAGGGAAAGGCUUUGGCAACCGGGAGCUGGGCCAUCGGCUAGUGCUAACAGAGCGCUCUCCUCUGGUCCCUUUCGCCUUGGCUGCUGCAAGGAAAGGAGAUCGUGCCUCCUCUGCUGCGCAUGACGCACUGAGCCUGCUUCCAGUCCUUCUGCAAAGAUGUCAGCCUCUUUGGACUUGAAGUCAAAGGAGGAGAAGGACGCGGAGCUGGACAAGAGGAUUGAGGCCCUGCGACGCAAGAACCAAGCCUUGAUCAAGCGCUACCAGGAGAUUGAAGAAGACCGGAAGAAAGCUGAGCAAGAAGGUAUUGCUGUGACUGGCGGGCGAAGAUCCCGGUCUGAUGAAGGAGAUGCCUUCAUCCCAGAGAGGAGGCGAGGAGAGCUGGAUUCCUCCACCCUAACGGUCCAGGUCUUGCUAUCUCCAGAGGAAAAGCGUGUGGUUAGCAAUGAGAGAAGGCACUCUGCUUCCACCAAGGCCUCCCGCAGCGCUUCCCAAGGCCGUGGUUCCUUCCGUGGGGCUCCCUAUCCGGGCAGCCGCUCCCCACGAGGGGAAUGUCUCCCUGAUCAGCCUGUUUGGAAAGAGGGUGGCACAGCUGACCCGGGGGCUGGCAAGCGAGGCCGAGGAGGAGGAGGAGGAAGAGGAGGAGGACGUGGACAGAGAUCCCGGGGAGGACAAGGGGGCCCUGCAGGAGAGCCUGUCCCUGACAGAAGAUCCAAGGAGUGGGAGGAGCGCCGGAGGCAGAACAUUGAGAAGAUGAAUGAGGAGAUGGAGAAGAUCGCCGAAUACGAGCGCAGUCAGCGUCAGGAUGGAGCACAAGAGAAGAAUCCUGUCCGCAACUUCCUAGACGAUCCACGACGCAGCGGCACCUUUGCAGAGUCAGACCGACGGGAAGGGAGCCGGCGUCACAUGCGAAACUGGGGAGGACCGGAUUUUGACAAGGUCAAGACUGGCAUGGAGCAGGGCAAAGAGAGGCCCUCUCCGGGUCGCGGAAGCUCCCGACGCAGAGGGGGACCAUCACCCCCAGCAUCCCUGGACAUGACGCUCUCCAUGACAGGCCGGGAGCGUGCGGAAUAUAUUCGUUGGAAGCAAGAGAGAGAACAGAUUGACCAGGAGAGGCUGGCACGGCAUCGGCAGCCUACGGGCGAGUGGCGUCGGGAAUGGGAUGCAGAGAAGAUGGAUGCAGCGUUUAAAGAAGGUAGCAAGCCUGGAGGCUCAGUAGGUGGUAAGCAUGGCGAGUCCAAGCGUCCCCCCAAACUGCCCACAUUUGGUGAGUUUCUGUCUGAGCAGCAACCAGAUCGGCGCAGGAGGGGCAGAGGAAGAAGCCGUGGGCACCAACGGAACAGCGCUCCUUCCAAGCCCUACAGUAUGCAUGACAAUCGCUGGGAGAAGGAGGAGCCGGAUCAAGCCCCACCACCAGCACCAGUGGAAGAAAAGUCAGCCAUUGACACUGUGCAGCAGGCAGAGACACCUGCCUCUUCUCACACUCUUCCAGAAGAGGAAGAGGUGGAAGGGGAAGAAGAGGAUCAGUGGGAAGAUGUCAGUGGUGGGGAGGAGGAGGAAGAGCAGGACGGGGAUGAAGCUGGAAGCAAUGACAGCCAAGGCUCUGCUGCAGAGGAUGAGAAGGAGAAAGAACAGCCAUCACUGCCUCCUUCCACCAGCUCCUCCCAUCCCCCUGGAAGGAAUGGGCAGCUGUCUCUAGCCAUGCCUCCACCUCAAGAGGAGACUCCAAACACAGAAGGAAAGCCCCUGACUCCAUUUUCACCAGCGGAGGGAUACCACCCUGUUUCUGACUGGGGUGAAGAGAUGGAGCUGAGUUCACCCCGCGCAGAUCUUAGCAAGAGUCCUCUGUCUGUGUCCCAAGAGGGGCCUUCUCCCAGUGCUGGGAUGAGUUCCCCCAAUCCUCCGGCUGGUUCAGGAUCCUUACAGUUAUCCAUGGAGGUGUCAGAAAGGGAGGCAUCUCCUGCACCCAGAGACCCAGAGGCAGAGAUGAGCAAGAAAAUAGACAUACCCAAUCCUGACAGGGAGCCUAUGCAGGAGGAAGCUGGCAAUCAAGGGGCUGCAGCAGAGACCUCAGCUCCUGCGCCCACCAUGGUGGAGAUCACUGACUUCCAGCGGGAGCAGCAGGAGGACUGAAGCACAGAAAGGCAUUUCCUAACAGCUUCCCUUGACCAGGGUGGCCAGGAAGGAGACUGUUGUGAGGCGGAUUCUCUCUCCUUGAUGCUGCUGGACACAGUGGUGACCCUGCCCUACCGCAUUCGAUUUGCCUGUGUUGCUCUCAUGCUCGAGCUCCGAAGUUAAGAGGAGGGGCAACCUUUUCUCAGCACGCUGUAGCUUGCAAAGUCAUCCUUUAGUACAGUGAACACUAAAUUCAUGUGCAAUGAAGACUGUGGCCCCUGCAUGUGAUUUUUUUCUGACUCUGUUCUGUCUCGGGGGGCACACUUGUGCAUGUUGGAAGGGGAAUCUUGUUGCCCCCUGCAAUCGCCUAGCUCUCUGAUCCAUUGUGCGUCCACCUACCGUUCCUUUCUUUGACGUUUCCCAGAGAGGGGCGAUCUGAGGGAAUGCCCACAUUGCCCCUCCACACUUUGAGGAGGAAAAAAACCCCCUGAUAUUUAUCUGUCUGGUCUCCUCUGCCCCAUCGGUUGCUGCUUUUUCCCCCGGGGGUGGGUAGGAAUUGGCUGCUCUAUAUCAUGUACAUUGGGACCUUGUUAUCCACUGGGGUUUGGUUCCAAGAUCCCCCGUGGAUAACAAAAUCCAUGUAUGCUCAAGUCCCACUAAAUAUAAUGACAUAGCAAAAUGGUGUCCCUUAUAAAAAAUGGAAAAUCAAGGUAAAUUUACACUUUUUUGGAACAUUUUCAAACCGUGGAUGCUUGAAUCUGUGUAUAAAAAAUCAGUGUAUAAGAAGGGCCAACUGUAUAAAGGAAAAAAUUGUAAUAAUAAAGUAAUUUUGGUGGCCAGUUGCCUCCCGAACUCUUUAAAAGUGGA
This is a messenger RNA of Sceloporus undulatus (fence lizard), 3047 nucleotides long. It is a transcript of the gene CCDC9, whose product is annotated as coiled-coil domain containing 9. Lineage: Eukaryota; Metazoa; Chordata; Lepidosauria; Squamata; Phrynosomatidae. The transcript is spliced from 14 exons. The coding region runs from base 225 to 2198 and encodes 657 amino acids. The record is from RefSeq and is a predicted model, not a curated record.